AAGAGUCUCAUUAUGACUUUCUCCACCUCCGUGUCGGUUAUUCUUUUGAUCUCAGCAAUUAGUUGUUGGGCAACAGCAUUUGGCGGCUUGCGAGAGGAUCUCAAGGAUUUCGUAGCCUUGGUUCCACGUCGCAGAAUUGGUUUUAUUGCCGCCAGAUACUAUAUCUUCGACCCGAAGUUUCGCCAGGCAGUGGAGUUUGUUCGCAGCGAUGAGUUCAUAGCCACUUGGCAGCAAGUUCGUGCCACUCCGGAUUUCGUGAAUAUUAUUAACUAUGUGAGCGAUUACGGUUCUGGCUACGACAUUACCACACUGGUGGACAGCUUGCCAACACGUUUGCGUGCCUAUCAACUGUCGCGGACUGUACCAGUGGAACUGAUGCUGCGACGCGACCUGAACACCUUCCUCUGGGAUGUUAUUCAUAGUUUACCCAGGACCAGAAUCUAUUCCUUGAUAGCACAGAAAUCGAAACAGAGCACUGAAUUCGCCAAACUCUACAAGGCUUUGAGGGAUAAGGAGUUCAAGGAGCUGGUGCAGCGUGCCAGACUUUCCAGAGAUCUUCAGGCGCCCAUAAAAAAGUUGAGUCAGAAGAGCAUCAACGUGGAUGAAAUACUUCAAAUCGUAUUUGAGGUAAUCAGUUGGGGUCCCAAGACGUCCUAG
Molecule: messenger RNA, 657 nt
Organism: Drosophila melanogaster (fruit fly)
Lineage: Eukaryota; Metazoa; Arthropoda; Insecta; Diptera; Drosophilidae
Exons: 2
Coding region: 13-657 (214 amino acids)
Source: RefSeq, marked reviewed